Molecule: messenger RNA, 2110 nt
Organism: Raphanus sativus (radish)
Lineage: Eukaryota; Viridiplantae; Streptophyta; Magnoliopsida; Brassicales; Brassicaceae
Product: nucleobase-ascorbate transporter 5
Exons: 14
Coding region: 298-1893 (531 amino acids)
Biological process (GO): transmembrane transport
Cellular component (GO): plasmodesma; membrane
Molecular function (GO): transmembrane transporter activity
Source: RefSeq, a predicted model, not a curated record
AUCAUUCAAAUGCCAAAAAUAAUAAUUAAGUAUUCAUUCAAUUCAUUGUCAAAAAUUCUAAUGAACAUUAAUUAAGAGUAAGACAGGUAGAAGGUUGUUUUCUUGCUUACGUCAGUCGGUGCACAAGUAACGGAGAUAAAAAACGAAAACCGGAGACUGAGCAGAGCACACCUGUCUCUCUCUUCACUCCUUCUUCCUCAAGCUUCUUCUUCUUUGCUCUCUCUCUCUCUCUCUCUCUCUUAAGUCUUUCUUCUUCCUCAUCAAGAAACUCUUUUGCAGCAACUACAGCUUAAAAAGAUGUCAGCUCCGGCACCAAAAGCAGCAGCGUCUGAUCCACUACCACAUCCUCCAAAAGAACAGCUUCCAGAUAUCUCUUAUUGCAUCACAAGCCCUCCUCCAUGGCCUGAGGCUAUUCUGCUUGGGUUUCAACACUACCUUGUAAUGCUUGGAACAACCGUUCUGAUUCCAUCGGCUCUAGUCCCACAAAUGGGAGGUAGAAAUGAAGAGAAGGCGAAGCUGAUUCAGACAAUACUCUUUGUUGCUGGAAUAAACACGCUGCUCCAAACAGUGUUUGGAACUAGAUUGCCUGCUGUUAUCGGAGCAUCUUAUACAUUUGUGCCAGUAACAAUCUCAAUCAUGCUUUCCGGGAGAUUCAACGACAUUGCUGAUCCAGUUGAUCGCUUUACGAGGAUCAUUCGAGCAACACAAGGUGCUCUAAUUGUCGCUUCAACUCUUCAGAUUAUACUUGGCUUCAGUGGCCUUUGGCGUAAUGUUGUAAGGUUCUUAAGUCCUCUUUCUGCUGCUCCUCUGGUUGGACUAGUUGGUUUUGGCCUUUACGAGUUAGGCUUUCCCGGUGUUGCUAAGUGUAUCGAGAUUGGACUGCCGGGGCUUAUCAUUCUUAUACUUGUAUCACAUUACAUGCCACAUGUUGUAAAGGGAGGAAAACACGUGUUCGCUCGCUAUGCAGUCAUAUUUUCUGUGGCGAUAGUUUGGCUCUAUGCGUUCUUUCUCACAAUUGGUGGUGCCUAUAAUGGUGACAAAACAGAUACUCAAAGAAGCUGCCGGACUGAUCGUGCUGGGCUCAUAGGUGCUGCUCCAUGGAUAAGAGUUCCGUGGCCGUUCCAAUGGGGAUCACCAUUAUUUGAUGCCGGUGAAGCCUUUGCCAUGAUGAUGGCUUCUUUUGUCGCUCUUGUUGAGUCAACAGGCGCCUUUAUAGCCGUGUCAAGAUAUGCAAGUGCCACAAUGCCGCCACCUUCUGUUAUCAGCCGAGGUGUUGGUUGGCAGGGAGUUGCAAUUUUGAUCUCAGGGUUGUUUGGAACUGGCAUAGGCUCUACAGUUUCUGUCGAGAAUGCGGGUCUUCUAGCACUUACAAAAGUCGGUAGCAGGAGAGUUGUCCAAAUAUCUGCAGGCUUUAUGAUAUUCUUCUCAAUUCUUGGGAAGUUCGGGGCAGUGUUUGCAUCAAUACCUGCUCCUAUAGUUGCCGCCUUGUUCUGUCUCUUCUUCGCGUAUGUAGGUGCUGGAGGACUGAGUUUGCUGCAGUACUGCAACCUGAAUAGCUUCAGGACGUUGUUCAUUUUGGGCUUCUCAAUCUUCCUAGGCUUAUCUAUUCCACAGUAUUUCAACGAGCACACAGCUAUUAAAGGCUAUGGUCCAGUUCAUACAGGAGCAAGAUGGUUCAAUGACAUGGUCAAUGUUCCAUUCUCAUCCAAAGCCUUUGUAGGAGGAUGUGUGGCUUACUUGUUGGACACAACGCUGCACAAGAAAGAUGGUUCGAUCAGGAAAGACCGAGGUAAACAUUGGUGGGACAGAUUCUGGACUUUCAAGGGUGACCCGAGAACCGAAGAGUUCUAUGCUCUUCCUUUUAAUCUCCACAAAUACUUCCCUCCUGCCUGAAAAAAUCCUCACAAACCUUUCAGUUGGAUUUAUGUGCAAAUUCGGUGAGAAAACAAUAUACUAUAUAACCCACAGUGUUAGCAAACAUUACUGUGAUCCUUGUUUCGAUGUUUAAAUGUUUUGUAUUAGGAGUGAUCCUCGUUUUGUCAAAUCUAGAACUUUUGAGUUUGGAUGCAAAUUGUUGCUAUUAAUAACAAUCCGCAUAUCUUGCCCAAAA